This is a messenger RNA of Carassius carassius (crucian carp), 2742 nucleotides long. RefSeq names its product syntabulin-like. Gene Ontology annotation, cellular component: cytoplasmic microtubule; vesicle. The coding region runs from base 129 to 2099 and encodes 656 amino acids. The transcript has 7 exons. The record is from RefSeq and is a predicted model, not a curated record. Lineage: Eukaryota; Metazoa; Chordata; Actinopteri; Cypriniformes; Cyprinidae. Gene Ontology annotation, biological process: axonal transport of mitochondrion; synapse maturation.
AUCAUGUCCUCAUUCAUUUUUACACUAUUAUUUUACUUUAUUCUGGGGUUUUUGUCAUACCAAAACAUGUUCAAGCAAUCUUUUUUAUUUUUUACAGUUUUACUUGACAUAUUCCCUAUUUAAGAAGAAUGGGACCUUUUCAGGCAUACGAGGUAAAGGAAAAGGGAAGCAUGCGCAGCCGUAUCCCUCGAUUUGUCCUCCACCCCUUGCGUACUAAAGCAAAGGAGUCAUCAGUGUCCAACAUGCCAUUGUCAGAAGAAGAGAGCAAGGAUUUUGACAUUAGCUCCCAGCACUCGAAAAGAACCAUCAGUCCUAACAGCCUGUCCUCAGAUGAUACUGGAUGCCCAAGCAGUCAAUGUGUGUCACCAACCAAGACCCUAUCAGGCUCUGACAACAGCACAUUGGGUUCACCCGCUCUGGGAGAGCGCAAGGUCAAGGUGAAAAGAGUUCGGAUGAACAUAGUGGCCGAGUGGAGCACCCCCACACAGAAGCACAAGACACGAGAGAAGCAACAGCAUUCACCCAUUAUGCAAAAAGGCAGUGAGACAGAUUUCAGCUCAUCUAGAAGCACUGGAAGCUACAAGACACAUGAAACUCAGCCCAGCAACUCUGCAGGGAAGAACUCAUCUUCUCGGAGCCGUGGGCUUCAGAUCAGAAACCUGCCUGUGUUCAAGCCUGCAGGAAGCCCUACUGCCCCUCGCGAUGCAGAGCUUUAUGCUCCAUACAGGACACCCCCAAAAGCCCCCUCCAUUACCAACAGCAGUAGCAACUCCAGUUCUACCAGAAGAAGAACAACUCCUGUACGCUACCAUUCCUGCGGAGACAAUCAUGGCAUCAAGCCUCCCAAUCCAGAGCAGUACCUUACCCCUCUACAGCAGAAAGAGGUAGCCAUACGACACCUCAAGACAAAACUCAGAGACUCACAGAACACCAUUUGUGACCGGGAGGCUGAGAUUGGGGAGCUGAAGUCCCAACUAGGGCGUAUGCGAGAGGACUGGAUAGAGGAGGAAUGCCACCGUGUGGAAGCUCAGCUAGCUCUUAAAGAAACACGCAGAGAGAUCAAGCAGCUGCGGCAAGUGGUGGAAACCAUGAAGAACAGCCUCAUGGAGAAGGACAAGGGCAUCCAGAAGUAUUUUAUUGACAUAAACAUACAAAACCGAAAGCUGGAGUCCUUGCUCCUCAGCAUGGAGUUGGCGCAGAAUGGCUGCAACUUACAGGAUGAGCCAACACUGGACUUUAUCUGUGAGUCUUCAGAAAGUUCCGCUGCAGGCAAGUUGGAGAUGGAGCUACAUGGUGAAGAACAAGCGGUGGAAGAGAUGGCUGAUAGUAAGCUGCUGGCCAAUGAUGAGAUGGCCAGCAGAGCAGACAUUCUGGAGGCGGUUCUCAUGUCCACUGCAGUUGAUUCCAGUCAGGAUGGUGGCACCAAGGUCAUUCCCCAACCAGGACUGUCCAACUUGGAGCUGAGUGUCUUGGAAAAGAGCACAGGGGGACAUAUCUCAACCGACCCCUUUGAUGCAGAAGAUAAAAGUGUCCAGACUGAUGAGAUGAUUUACACUGCUGAUCUCCAAGCCCUCCUUUUCCAGCUGCUAAAGCUCCAAGGUGGUGGCUUCCCUGGCCUUCUUAUUUCUUUACCCCACCAAUCCCAGGAUUCACAUUCAGCACAGGUUCCCAAAAAGGUUGAGGACUUGCCUGAAGCACAAAAACCCAUAAAGGAGGAGGAUUUACCUGAAGCACAAGAUUUAGUCAAAGAUGUUGGCCCCAUUUGCACCAGUACUGCCCAAAACACUAAUAGUGAUUCCAGUCUGGGUUUUUCUGAGCCCAAAAUGAGUCCCCAGUUCAUGGAAGAGCUAAAUUUCAACCUCAAGAAUCCCAAGAACACCUCUAGCAUGGCAGUGGUGGGAAAAAGCCACUGGAGCAACAACUUCUUUGUUGAUCUGGUUGCUGUGGCAGCACCUGUUCUCCCCACGGUGGCGUGGCUCUAUUCGCAGCAUGGUUUGGUCGGAGGGGCUCCUUUGUACAACAUUGCAGCUUUAAUUCGAGGCUGUUGCAUUAUGGGAUUGCACUCACUCCGCCAUGUCUCUCACAGGCCAAACACUUAGUGGCCCUCACCCACAGUUACAUCAGGAGCACUUAUAAAUGCAAUCUUAAAGUAGAAAUUGUGUUCUUGUUCACCUGUGAUUAUUUGCAUACACUUAUUUUACAUUGAGUUGCGAAUCAUUCCUACUUUGCACUGUGUAUUUUUGCAAUCUGAGGCACAAAGGAUGAAUUUAAGGGGAAAUAAAGGGACUUGUUUUGUCUUUUUUUUGUUAUUUAUUGCUCUUAUGUUUAUGUAUAAAUAUUUUUUUGCAUAAUCCGAUCAUCUGGGUAGGUGAUUGUUGCUCGAGUCUUGUUCUUUGCUGACUGCUAUUCCCUGCUUUUUAUAAAAGAGUAAUUUAGUGUGACAAUAGGGGUUAAUUGUCAGUUGGCCGUCGUUUUUGUUGUAGUUAAAUUGUCACGUGUGUUCCAAAAGAACAAAAAACUUCUGCCAAAGCUUACAUGUGUUCAGUGUUUUAAGUGAAACUGUAUUUCUCUCCCUGGAGUUAGAGCUUUUACAUGUUGCACUGUGAACUAACAUUUACCAAUAAAUGGCAGCACUUUCCACAGUACAGCAAACACUUGUUAUGUGCCUGAGCUAUGUGCAAUAUUUUUGUUUAUAUCAGAUGUAUAUCAUAUUUAUUAUUAAAGCAUGGAAAACCUCUCCAA